Soboliphyme baturini is the source of this 265-nucleotide messenger RNA. The record is from the annotation of a GenBank genome assembly. Lineage: Eukaryota; Metazoa; Nematoda; Enoplea; Dioctophymatida; Soboliphymatidae.
AUGCUUAUGUUCAACAGACGGAGCAUUUUCUGCUGAUUUACAGCAUCGCUAUUGUUUAAGGCAUUCGCUGAACGGCGGUCACUUGAGCGAUGACCAACGCAAAGCGGCAGUAGAGACUCGUACGCCUAAGGAGUCUCAACGAACUCAGAUCCAAGAAGCGCUGAAUCGCCAGACGUACGAUCAGUUUCGGCAGUACGCACAACAGCAGUUCCCGGGAGAUGUUGAACAGGUCGGUGUAUGGUCGUUUACUGCCUGCUUGUUUUAA